AUGCUCUUCCUGGGGGGCGGGGCUAAUAGAGGGCGAGGCCAAUCAGGGACAGAGCCAAGAGGGCGGGGCUGCGAGAAGGGGCGGGGGCAGAGGAGCAGUGGGGGAGGGACUUCCAGAAGGGGGUGGGGCUUAAAGGGUGUGAGCCCCAGUUGGUGGGGGAGGGGCAGCGCUCCGAUCGGGGUCCCCCAUCACCCCCACUCCCCCCGCUCAGGGUCGGGCUGGGGCUGCCGGGCGGUGCUCGCCGAUGGCCACCAGCGCACGGUGCGGAGGGUGGCGUGGUCGCCCUGCGGCUCCUACCUGGCCUCUGCCAGCUUUGAUGCCACCACGUGCAUCUGGAAGCGGUGCGAGGACGGCUUCGAGUGCGUCACCACGCUGGAGGGCCACGAGAACGAGGUGAAGUCGGUGGCCUGGGCGCCCUCGGGCAACCUGCUGGCCACCUGCAGCCGCGACAAGAGCGUCUGGGUCUGGGAAGUGGAUGAGGAGGAGGAAUAUGAGUGCGUCAGCGUCCUCAACUCGCACACUCAGGACGUCAAGCACGUGGUCUGGCACCCCAACCAGGAACUGCUGGCUUCGGCCAGCUACGACGACACAGUGAAGCUGUACCACGAGGAGGAGGACGACUGGGUGUGCUGCGCCACGUUGGAGGGCCACGAGUCCACCGUGUGGAGCGUGGCCUUCGACGGCAGCGGUGAGCGCCUGGCGUCCUGCAGCGACGACAAGACGGUGCGCAUCUGGCAGUGCUACAAGCCCGGCAACGAGGAAGGGGUGGCGUGCAGCGGCACCGACCCCACCUGGAAAUGUGUCUGCAACCUCUCCGGCUACCACACCAGGACCAUCUACGACGUGGCAUGGUGCCGCCUCACCGGAGCGCUGGCCACGGCCUGCGGCGACGACGCCAUCCGCGUCUUCGAGGAGAGCGCGUGCUCCCCCCCGCAGCAGCAGCCCACCUUCAGCCUCGCCGCCCACGUGCCGCGGGCGCACUCGCAGGACGUCAACUGCGUGGCCUGGAACCCGAAGGAGCCGGGGCUGCUCGCUUCCUGCAGCGACGACGGCGAGAUCGCCUUCUGGAAGUACCAGCGGCCCGAAGCGUGCUGAGGGCACGGGGCACUGCGGCAAGGCCGUGCUCCUCCUCCCAAAGCCCCCUGGUGUCACAGAGAACGGGAGGGGGGUGGCCAACCUGUGUCCUGCCUCCCUCUGCCAUUUGGACUCCAGCCCUCCUGCAGCACGGGGCAGGUGCAUUGUGUCUGUCCCCAAAGUCACAGCUCCUCUGCCAGGAGGGGGGGGUGGCUUUGAGAGAGGGGACACUGCCCUUCCCUGCUGCUGUGUGCUCCAUAAAUCCCUGCUGUCAGCCCAAA
Messenger RNA from Numida meleagris (helmeted guineafowl), 1355 nucleotides. RefSeq names its product cytosolic iron-sulfur assembly component 1 (gene CIAO1). Gene Ontology annotation, cellular component: cytosolic [4Fe-4S] assembly targeting complex. Gene Ontology annotation, biological process: iron-sulfur cluster assembly. The record is from RefSeq and is a predicted model, not a curated record. NCBI's taxonomy places the organism in Eukaryota, Metazoa, Chordata, Aves, Galliformes, Numididae. The transcript has 7 exons. Bases 1 to 1095 code for a protein of 364 amino acids. Gene Ontology annotation, molecular function: protein binding.